AUGGUCCUGGGCAUACUCACGGCGGUCGCAGCAUGCCCCGCAAUCAUUGGCACCACGGAGGCGGUCCGUCAAGGCCAGAGGCAGAAUGAACGCGAAGAGCAACGGGGCCGGAAAACCAAUCUUGUUGUCUCACUGCUGGAGCGCAGUGAGUACAGCUCUCUAUUCGACGGUGCUUAUAUCGUCCUCAAAGACAAUAAGCUCUGGGUCGACACGACGGGCGUAGCGCGAGGCAUGGAGCUGCAUUUGUUCGCAGGCUACUUCAUGCCCUACCCGCAUAAUGAUAUGGCACAACGCUGGCACGAAAGUGGCUUUCGUAAAGGCGAAGGCAUGGUGACCACGAUUUCCGAUGAUCCUCCGUUUCUGAACUGGGUUUAUGUUGAUUGUACCACGCAUGAGGUCAAAUAUGGCGUUCGUGCCGAUGCGGAGCAACACCUGGUCGGGCCUUGGGACGUCACGAAAGCCGAUAAGAGGCUCAUCUUCGAAGGAUGGGAAGGCUUCGUAGCGGUCCAGGAAGUCGAUGGCGACCCGCUAUGGGCGCUUUACUUUGAUGUCAAAGACGAUGGCUUGACCAGUGGAAACAGGAUUGGGAAUCAAAGCCUCCGGAUGCUGGCGCUUGAGAUCUGGCGUCGGGAGCGACGGCUGGAUCGGGAACAGGCCGUUGGUGAGCGAAUUGAGCGCAUCAGAAUGCGACAAGAAGUCGAGGCAGAGGCCAAGUCAGAGUCUACGACGGUGUCGUGA
Cercospora beticola is the source of this 738-nucleotide messenger RNA. RefSeq lists its product as uncharacterized. Lineage: Eukaryota; Fungi; Ascomycota; Dothideomycetes; Mycosphaerellales; Mycosphaerellaceae. The record is from RefSeq and is a predicted model, not a curated record.